Molecule: messenger RNA, 6065 nt
Organism: Colossoma macropomum (tambaqui)
Lineage: Eukaryota; Metazoa; Chordata; Actinopteri; Characiformes; Serrasalmidae
Gene: itga1
Product: integrin, alpha 1
Exons: 30
Coding region: 65-3607 (1180 amino acids)
Biological process (GO): cell-cell adhesion; cell adhesion mediated by integrin; cell-matrix adhesion
Cellular component (GO): integrin complex; external side of plasma membrane
Molecular function (GO): integrin binding
Source: RefSeq, a predicted model, not a curated record
UUCAUCAGACAGUUUAGCAUCUGGAGCUCUGCACAGCAGCGAACUCUUCCGACGAUCUGUCACGAUGCUGCGGUGUCUCUCCGCGGCGGCUCUGAUCGUGCUGCUGCCAUGUUUGUCGUUCUUUAAUGUGGAUGAGAAGAAUGGGAUGUCAUUCAGUGGCCCUGUGGAGGACAUGUUUGGCUACACUGUGCAACAGUUUGAGAACAGUGAAGGAAAAUGGGUUCUGAUUGGUUCUCCUCUGAAGGGUCAGCCAGCAAAGCGGACUGGAGACGUCUACAAAUGCCCUGUGGUUGCAGGCGGUUCUUCAGAGUGUAUAAAAUUAGACUUGCCUGACCAAACAACAAUUCCAAAAAUACUAGAAGUCAAAGAAAAUAUGACCAUGGGAACGACGUUGGUCGCUAAUCCGGAUGGGAAAGGAUUUCUGGCCUGUGGUCCUCAGUAUGGAUACAUGUGUGGAAGUCAGCAGUACAUCACCGGCAUCUGCUCUAACGUCAGCUCAUCAUUUAAAGUGCUUAACUCCAUCGCCCCGACUGUUCAAAAAUGUCAGCAGGACAUGGACAUUGUCAUUGUUCUGGACGGCUCUAACAGCAUCUACCCCUGGGAGGACAUCACAAGGUUUCUGGAGAAGUUUCUUGCAAAGAUUGUCAUCGGCCCAGCGAGGGUGGGUGUUGUAUCAUACGGAGAUGACGUCGGCCAUGUUUUUAACCUUAGCCAGUUCACCAGCACUAAGCAACUUGUUGAAGAAGCUGCCAAAAUCCCUCAGAGAACAGGCCACAAAACCAUGACUGCUCUGGGCAUCGAUACAGCAAGGAAGGAGGCUUUUACGGAGGAGCGUGGGGCGAGGCCAGGUGUCAAAAAGGUCAUGGUAAUCGUCACAGACGGUGAGUCACACGACAACUACGAUCUGAAAAGAGUCAUUGAGGACUGUCAAAAAGACGGGAUUGAGAGAUUCUCCAUUGCUGUGCUUGGUGAUUAUAACCGCCAAAAUAAAAGUCUUGAUCAAGUGAAACACUUCAUUGAGGAAAUCGAGUUCAUUGCAAGUGACAGAAAAGAGGAUCAUUUCUUCAAUGUGUCGGAUGAGGCAGCCCUGAUCAACAUUGUUGAUUCUCUAGGGGAGAAGAUCUUUGCUUUAGAGGCUACACCCUGGAACCGCGCCUCUUCGUUUGUGAUGGAGAUGUCUCAGUCCGGCUUCAGUGUUCACACAUCUAAAGAGGGUGUGAUGUUGGGGGCAGUUGGAGCAUAUGACUGGAAUGGCACUGUCGUCAUGCAGUCAGGAAAAAGCUUCACCGUGCUCAAAAACAACACCUUCCACAACCCUCUGGUGCAGAAAUACGAGGGCAUGGCGGGAUAUGUGGGUUAUGAUGUUCAGUCAGCGUACACACCCUCUGGAGUUUUUUACAUCACUGGAGCUCCGAGAUUCAACCACACCGGCCGGGUCAGCAUCUACCGCUUCGACGGGAAAAACAUCAACAUUACACAGAACCUGAAAGGAGAGCAGAUUGGUUCGUACUUUGGCAGCGUUCUCCAGACGCUUGAUGUUGACAAUGAUUCCUACACAGAUAUUCUGCUGGUUGGAGCUCCGAUGUAUAUGGGCCCAGAGAGAGACGAACAGGGACAAGUCUAUGUCUACAAGAUCAGUAAGGAAGGUGUGUUUGAGCAUGAGAUGACCCUGCGGCCGGUAAAGCAGACAUGCUGCACUGCCCACUCCCACUCCUGCACCAGUGUGAACAAAAACGAGCCAUGUGGAGCCCGAUUCGGCACAGCCAUCGCUGCCGUCCCCGACCUCAACCUGGAUGGCUUUAACGACGUGGUAAUUGGAUCACCGCUGGAGAACGACCACAGGGGGGCGGUGUACAUCUACCAUGGCAACCAGCGGUCAAUACGGGAGAAAUACGUGCAGCGAAUAGCAGCUGGAGGUGAUGGUGAAAAGAUGAAGUUCUUUGGCCAGUCCAUUCAUGGAAUCAUGGACUUGAAUAAUGAUGGCAUCAUCGACGUCACUAUUGGAGGAAUAGGAGGAGCUGCACUCUACUGGUCGCGGGAUGUUGCAGAGCUCCGUGCGACCAUGACCUUCGACCCGAACAAGAUCAACCUGCAGCAGCAGACGUGUAAGAUCAAUGGAAGGGACAUGGUGUGUGUGAGGACGACAGUGUGUUUCACAUACAAAGUAAAGUCUGAGAAAGAGACAAAUCCAGUUACAGUGAUCCACUACAACCUGACGCUAGACUCUCUGCGUGCGAUCGCCAGAGGGAGGUUUAAAGACACGGAUGACAGAAAAAUCCAGAAAAAUGCCACCAUCAAAAACCAUCUAUGCACUAAUCAUUCCUUCUACAUGUCGGAGAGACUGGACUUCAGGGAUCCACUCAUGGUGUCUCUGGACUUUGGGUUAGCAAGUGACGAUGGACCAGUUCUGGAUGGGGACUUGCCAACAUCGCUUAAUAAGACGAUCGCUUUGGUGGACUGUGGAAACAAUGACAAGUGCAUCGCUAAUUUACAUCUUCAAGCAAAGGCGAACAUCAGCAGCCUCAUCAUCAAAGCCAGCCAGGAGAAGUUCCAUGUCGACAUUAAAAUUCGAAACAGCGGAGACAGCGCUUACAACACCAGAGUCCUGCUGAGCACCACUGAAAAUAUCAACUACGUCAAAGUGGAGCCUAAAGAUAAAGACUGUGAGCCCAACAAUACCAGAGUGGUGUGUGCAGUGGGAUACCCGUUCCUCAAAUCAAACAUAGAGGAAGAGCUGAAGAUUAUCUUCGAGGUCAAUCCUUCCCACCUUCGAAAAGACAUUAUCAUUAACAUCACUGCGACUAGUGAUAGCGAAGAACCUCAGAGUGCGCUUGACGACAACUCUGUUUACAUAUCCAUCCCUGUGAAGUAUGAGGCUAGCCUGGAAUUCACUGCCACGAAGUACAUGAAGGAGGAUCAUAUAGUCAUAAAAGAAGGGGAGAAAUGGCCAGAUGUUUUCAACAGUACUAGCAUGAUUGGAGAGGAGAUGAAAGUUAGCUAUGCGAUUGUGAAAAAUACUGAGUUGAAGACUCCUCCUCUGAAGCUGACAGUCACCUUCCCAUACUCCACAUCCGCAGAUAACAUGCUGCUCUAUCUCACCGACAUCUCCACAUCCGAUAAUAUCACCUGUAAAAAAAAUUUGGUCGACCCUUUGGAAAUCCGACAGAAACAUCACACCCCAAAGCCUAAAACAGAAACACUCAGCAACUAUCUGCUGAACUGUAAAGUGGAAGCAAAUUUUUGCAAGUCAUUUAGCUGUUCAAUCUCCCGUGAUGCUAAAAGCAGUUAUAUCAAUGCCACCUUCAGAGUCUGGAUGCCAACAUUCAUCAAAGCCGAGUUUUCUGAAAAAAGUGUCGACAUGACAGUUCAUGCGAAGCUGGAGAACCAGGACGUAGACCUCUUCCAGCUGAGCAAGACUGAUGAAGUCAGAGAGGUGAAGGUCCAGAUCUCUAAAGAGUCUCGAGGUGGAAUUCCUCUGUGGAUCAUAAUCCUGAGUAUUCUUAUAGGACUUCUAAUACUGGCACUAGUUAUUUUUGCUCUUUGGAAGGCCGGGUUCUUCAAGAGAAAAUCAGUGGAAGACAUGAAGGAGGAAAUGAAAGAUGAGUAAAGGCUUCAGUCGGAGGUCAAACUUACCCUCAGGUCAAAGUUCACGCACUCACAGAGGCCAUAGAAAUCACAGCUUAGCAGGAUCAGCACGGACUGGGAACGUCAUGAGAAAACCCAAAGAUAAACUCCAAAACCUACCUCUGGAAUAUCUAGUAAUCCAGAAUGUGUGGAUCUUCAGGAAUGUUCCUAAAGCGUUCAGUGUUUAGACCAAAGAAUUUGGCACUGAUUAGUUUUGUGUACUUACUCCAAGGUCAGUGGAUGGUCUUGUCUUUGUCAAAGAUACCACAGAACUGUGAACAACUUUUCCAAACCAUGAAAUGCCUUAAGCUUUGGUUUUCCAAGGGCUAGAACCCUGACCUGUCCAGCUUAAGAUGAGAUAAAUGUUAUUCAUGCUCAAAUGGGACAAUAAAAUGGAAAUGGAAAUGGAAAAUCUCAUCAAGAACACUGAAAAUAUUAAGUCACAAUAUUAAAAAGCAAAUAUGAAGUAAAAGGAACAUCUGAAGUCACAAUAUUGAAAGGAAAUAUGAGGUCACAAUAUUAAAAAAAUGAAGUCAAUAUCAAGAGGACAAUAUGAAGUCCCUAUACUGAAAGCAUGAAGAACCCGUCCACAGCAUUUCACACUGCAGCUUCUUCAGUGCUCUAUGGCCGUUCAGUCAAACCCCAGACACAUCUGUGUGGACAGCACUGACCACGCAAUUAGAGGUCUUUACAUAAAUGAACUGAAUCUUUUAAAGAUUUUUUUUCAGAACCACUGUAAAUGUAUCCUUUGAGCUCAGUGUAUUGCAUUUUUUAUUGACUGUUUUGGCACAUUCCUCUGCUUGUACACUGUCAUUUUUCACAGAAGAUUUUUACCUCGUCUGAACAGCGGGGCUUUGAUUGAUUGUACUGUAACUGUAUAUAAAGCUCAGAAUGUAUAUAGAUGUUUGCAAUAAUGCUUGUAAUUUAAAAGAAUUUAUGAGGCCACAACCCCUGAAUACUGUUCUAAGAGCAAACUCUACUGCAGCCUUACUCAGGGGUUCAGCUCAGUAAUGCUACCGUUCAAAAGUUUGGAAUCACUUGUCAAAUUAGUAUUUGCUGUUACAUUACUCCAUUAAUAACUUUUAUAUAGUAUAGCUGGUGGAUCACUACAGCCAAUAGAACUGGUCUACAGCUCUGUUUAUUGUUCUAGACUGAUCUAACAUUUCUUUUAUUACAGCUUCCUAUGAAUUGUUGGAAAGCUGUAAAGUUGUCGAGUAUCAGCAUCACAACAGAUCCAUCUUACACACGUAACACGCUGGUUUGAUACUAACAGUGUAAAGUUCAAACUUUUGAAUGGUAAUAUAUGGCAACUAAAAUUGGAAAAUAAGUCAGUUUUCUGAGCUAUUGAAGUACGUAAAAAUGUGGAAAUUGACUGACCCAGAAAUGUUCACUAAUUUUGUUAAUGGUUAUGAUGAAGGUUUAAGCUUUUACUUUCCAGCUUUUGUAUUAACAGUGUUGAAUUUUGCCAAUGAAUUUGUUUAUGCAACCCAGUAUUGAUUGACAGUAUUAUCAGCAGCUCUUCAAGGUAGUUUUUUCAGGUUUGAAACAGAUUUUCUGUGUUUGUAUCAUUUUUUGCCUUUCUCUUAUAUGAAGGUUAUGAAAUCUGAAGUAUAAGUAAUGAAGGAUAAAGUAUCAUAGCGUGUGUCCUGGUUUUGGAGAAAUGCUAUUUAUAAAUAUCAAUUCAUAAAUUAAUUCACUUAUUAUAAUCAGGCAUGCAGAUUAACUGCUUCAUGUGAAAAAAAAAACCCAAACAGGUUUUCAGAGUGAGUACUUUUCUUUUCUUUUAUCUUUGACUUGUUCCAGGCUCCAGUUUCUCCAAGCAUUUUUUUUUAUUUCUUGGAUUGGUUUGGUAUGACUGCUGUUUAUCUGAGAGUAUAAAAUUGAAUUUUUAACUGAUUUGUCUAGACUGAGCAGGCUUCUCAAUCCUUUAAUGUUAUUUGGCUCGAUUAAACAUCUUGAGUGGAGACUGAAAUAUGAUUUUAAAUUUGGUGCCCCACUUCAUAUCUAAAAGUUAUAAAUCAGUUUAUGGAUGGCAUCUAUUACCAAAAGAAGUAUAAACCAGUGAACUUCAUUUCAAAGUACAUUGAGAGAAAAGAUGUUUUCAGAUGAUGUAACAUUUCACUUUUUCGGGUUAACUAUGAGCCAGAGUACAGAAGGAUACCUGUCAUAAGACUGCAUUAUCUGAUCUGUUUCAUAUCUCUUUAUAGCGUCUGAGAUUAUACUGUAUGUAAGAUCACUCCCGUUGGCAUCAGCACUCCACUGCUGCAAGCACGUAUCAUAUAUUAAAAAAAGAAAAAGAAAAAACACUCACAUCUGCGUUCUAGAUGUGAGGGACAGAGGUUAUUUUUAAAAUCAAUCACUGCUGUGAAGUUUCCAUGUAAUGCACUGGUUUUUGCUAGAAAAAAUAAUGCAAAUAAAAUAAAUACUUGUUUUGUAAUGAA